Messenger RNA from Exaiptasia diaphana, 1490 nucleotides. RefSeq names its product AP-3 complex subunit sigma-1. The coding region runs from base 89 to 694 and encodes 201 amino acids. The transcript has 6 exons. The record is from RefSeq and is a predicted model, not a curated record. Gene Ontology annotation, cellular component: AP-3 adaptor complex; membrane coat; intracellular membrane-bounded organelle. Lineage: Eukaryota; Metazoa; Cnidaria; Anthozoa; Actiniaria; Aiptasiidae. Gene Ontology annotation, biological process: intracellular protein transport; Golgi to vacuole transport.
UGCAUACUGGGAUAGCAUAUUGGUCGCCAUCUUGCAUUUCCUGUACAACUUGCCGCAUUUCGAAGGUUUUCGAAAGAUAUUCAUCGCCAUGAUCAAGGCGAUUUUGAUCUUUAACAACCAUGGGAAACCUCGACUGUCAAAGUUUUAUCAGCACUAUGAUGAAGAUAUGCAACAACAAAUUAUCAGAGAAACCUUUCACUUAGUAUCAAGAAGAGAUGACAAUGUAUGCAACUUCCUUGAAGGAGGAUCRCUCAUAGGAGGUUCAGACUUCAAGCUGGUUUACAGACAUUAUGCAACUCUUUAUUUUGUGUUCUGUGUAGAUUCAUCUGAAAGUGAGCUGGGAAUUUUAGAUUUGAUACAGGUGUUUGUUGAAACACUAGACAAAUGUUUUGAGAAUGUCUGUGAAUUGGACCUUAUCUUCCACAUGGACAAGGUUCACAAUAUUUUAGCUGAAAUCGUUAUGGGUGGAAUGGUAUUAGAGACAAACAUGUCUGAGAUAUUAACACAUAUUGAUGCACAGAGUAAAUUAGAGAAGUCAGAAAUUGGUAUCAGUGCUGCACCACAAAAAGCCAUAUCAGCUGUAAGAAACAUAAGUCCCAACCUACACAACCUUUCAAAACCUAACCUAACGCUACCGUCCAUGCCUUCUCUACCAAAAGUCAAUCUCUCAUCAUUAGCAAAUUUUAAGUCAUAAAAAAUAAGAAUAUAAUAGAUCCAAUAUGAAUAAUUACAAAUGGGAAAUUGGGGUAUUUUUGGAUUGCACUAAUACCAAAUAUUGAAGGUGUACUGUAUAGAAUAUAUGGCCAGGUACAUGUAUUACACUAAUAAUUGUGUAAUCUAAAGCAUAAAAAACUAAAAUUCUCCACUKAAAURUACAGCYCCUAGUGCCAUCUURAAAGGUAGCCCAGCCAGAGCUAACAAUGAUAGAUACCUUUGAACAAUUGUCUUAGAUGUGAUAAAAGGUGUCUGUCAUUGCAUGCUCAAAGCCUGUCUCAUUUUAAUUAAAAGACUUUUCUCAAAGAUGGCACUUUGAACUUUUAAAUGGAGUAUUGGCAUAUCAGUUGAGUUCAAUUCAUUUUUAUUGUAUAAAAACUUGUUGAUCUUUCCAUUAGACUCUUUUACUAGUACUACGACUGGAGUCGUGUAUUCUAUUGUUUUGUAGUAGAAAUGAUGGGAUAUAUAGUGACUAUAUUUACAUAUAAAUCAACAUUAGUCAUAAGUUUCUGCAGUGAGUAUUCCAUUUUGUUGGGCUCUCUGUGGUGAAAUGAGGAGAAACGGACUGUGCCAGAUAAUAUUAGUCCUACUCUCACUCAUCUAAGGAAGUUGUUAAUUUAAGCAUAGUAUAGAGUACUAUUCUCUUUUAUCUAUGAUUUAAGUGAGGUGUAUAUGAAAUUAGUUUAGUACUUUUUGAAACAGUUACUCUUGCUGACCGAGUGAGUGACUUUCACUCACCCUACAUGAUGUAGAUUAAAAAMCGUAAUUUUGGAUGA